Messenger RNA from Aspergillus homomorphus CBS 101889, 1042 nucleotides. RefSeq names its product NOPCHAP1/New4 family protein. Lineage: Eukaryota; Fungi; Ascomycota; Eurotiomycetes; Eurotiales; Aspergillaceae. The coding region runs from base 98 to 814 and encodes 238 amino acids. The transcript is spliced from 2 exons. The record is from RefSeq and is a predicted model, not a curated record. Gene Ontology annotation, biological process: box C/D snoRNP assembly.
AUUCGAUCGCCCGCAGUUUCAGUCGAUCUUGAAUUUAUCCAUUCUUCUUUUCUCCUUCCACCAUAACCCACCAUCUACACCUCAAGCACCCUUCACAAUGAGUGCGCCCGCAUCCAAUCCCUCUCGCGACGAUCGCGUCGCACUUUCCUCCCCCUCUGCCCCUCCACACAGCCAAACAACCACCGCUCCUCCCCACCACCGCCCCGGCCCCAAUGAAGACGACAGCGACGAUUACACCUCCUCCUCCGGCCCAAGCGACAGCGAAGACAGCGACGACGACGAAGGCGAAGACAACAACGCAGCCUCUCAUCCCCCCAGCACAACAAACCUCCCCACGCGCAACCCCACCACCACCACCAGCACCUCCUCCUCGAAACCCUCCGACACCAUCCCCCGCAUUCCCGCCCUUCCGAAACCCAACAUCCACCGCAUCCAGCAAACCCCCGACCUUCUCUCCCGCCUAUCAUCUUUCCUCCCGCAGAUGAAGACCGCCAACGAGCAGCUCGAGCGCGACAUCGCCGCAGGUCGGGCCAAGGAUAUCCGUCUGGACGAUGCGAUGGAUGAGGGGGAGGACGCGGACGAUGACGAAGACGGCCAGGACGGGAAACGUUAUAUCGAGAUGAACCUCGGAUUGGGCGUGCUGGAAGAGAAACGGCCCGACGAUGAGAUCGCGAGCCCGGCGCACACACACACCGAGGAGAUGGUGCUGGCGGAGCGGCCCAAGGAUUCUGGGGUUUUGGAUACUCUCAUGGGUAAUACAGAUGCUACUGCGGCGGCGGCGUCGAAACCCACGAUUGAGGAGUUGGAAAGGUGAUUCAUCUGUCUUGUUGUGGAUAUUGACACAAACAAAAAAAAGUUGGGGUUAGGCUGGGUUUCUGGUGCAUGGCUGACGGCGUUUGGGAUUUGAGGUUAUGAUGUUUUGAUAUCUUUCGCGUUGUCUGUGGUUCUGGUUCUCGGGAAUAUAUGCAUGGUUUGGACAUUUCUAGAUACCUGCAGGAUCCCAUGUCAUCCUGCAGGAUACAGAUGUAGACUACUUUUGGAC